Messenger RNA from Magnolia sinica, 1184 nucleotides. Its product is annotated as peptidyl-prolyl cis-trans isomerase CYP21-4. The coding region runs from base 209 to 904 and encodes 231 amino acids. The record is from RefSeq and is a predicted model, not a curated record. NCBI's taxonomy places the organism in Eukaryota, Viridiplantae, Streptophyta, Magnoliopsida, Magnoliales, Magnoliaceae. Gene Ontology annotation, molecular function: peptidyl-prolyl cis-trans isomerase activity. The transcript has 8 exons. Gene Ontology annotation, biological process: protein peptidyl-prolyl isomerization.
UCGUGACCGUCCAUGUGGGGCCCACCAGCUAAAAAUUUCAAGUAGUCCCGCGGACUACUUAAAAGUGGUAAAUGUAUUUAUGCAGCGGGGAGGACCCGAUACCCCUUUCUCUGAGGAAUGAAGGCUGAGAAAUUCCUGCAUUUCUCCCAAAUUCAGGCUUUGUCUGCAUAGAGGGAGUUCAUAGAGAUUAUACUAGAAGGGGCACCUCAUGGGGAGAAUCAAACCUCAAACGCUACUACUUCAAAGCAAGAAGAAGAAGGGCCCUACUCGUAUCAGCAUUACUACCAUCAUCAUUUGCAACUUAGUUGUGGUCUUGGUUGUGUUUUCCCUAGUUGCUACGUACCGAUAUUGGUCUCCAAGGUCAACAAACCUAGCUGGUGAUGCCUUACUCAAGUUUGAGGACAUUGAAGUCUCUGGAGACAUUAAGAAAUUCGAUGUUCCUAGUUAUGCUAUUUUAAAUACUGCCAAAGGCAUGAUAACUGUGGAACUUAAUAAGGAAGCGUCUCCUGAGAUUGUGGAUAAAUUCAUUGACUUGUGUCAAAAGGGAUACUUCAAGGGGAUGCCAUUUCAUUUUGUGAUAAAGAACUAUGUAAUUCAAGGAGGCGAUCUUCAUGGGCUUGGAUCUGCAGAAGACUGGAUAUUGAAAGGAAAACCCCACAGUGAACUGGCGAUAAGCCCAAAACAUGAGGCAUUUAUGCUUGGAACUUCAAAGGCUAGGGGGGAUGGCAAAGCAUUCGACAUCUUCAUUACAACUGCACCGAUUCCAGAUUUGAACGAUAAGAUUACUGUGUUUGGGCGGGUCAUCAAGGGGGAGGAUGUUGUUCAGGAAAUUGAAGAGGUUGAUACCGAUGAACACUACCGCCCAAAGUCCCCCAUAGGAAUCAUCAGUGUCACCUUGAAGUGAGAGCUAUGACUGCUCUUCGAAUUUGUGUAAAUCUUCCCUUGUUUGGAUGAUCCUGGGCCCAUUCUAGAAUACAUGUAGCUGGAAUUUUCCACUGAGCUUGCGAUGCCUGCUUAUGGUUUCCUGUGUGAGAGUUUAGAGUGGGAUUCAACAUAGAAGGAUUUUGGAAUGUGAGUAGAUAUGGAUGUAUUUUGAUUUCACAUGCAUUUUUUCUAGGUAAUGAUAAUCUCUGUAUCUUUUUCCCCCCAUUUUAAUGGUGUGUACCUUUCUAAUGGUUUUUGUA